AUGGAAAAAUGCAAUCUCACCACGAUGGAUGACUUCAUCCUGAUGGGCAUCACAGAUCGCUCUGAGCUGCAGGCUCCACUGUUCCUCCUGUUCCUCGGCAUCUACCUGACCUCGCUGCUGGGCAACCUGGGCAUGAUCAUCCUCACCCAGGUGGACCCCAGGCUGCAGACUCCCACGUACUUUUUCCUCAGACACCUGGCUCUCACUGACCUUGGCUAUUCCACAGCUGUGGGACCCAAAAUGCUGGUAAAUUUUAUUGUGGAUGAAAAUACAAUCUCCUACUAUUGCUGUGCCACACAACUUGCUUUCUUUCUUGUGUUCAUCAUUUGUGAACUUUUUGUUUUGUCUGCGAUGUCCUAUGACCGCUAUGUGGCCAUCUGCAAGCCUCUGCUUUACACUGUCAUCAUGUCCCAAAAAGUGUGCUGGAUGCUGGUGGCAAUUCCUUAUCUUUACAGUAUACUUGUUUCCCUUCUCAUCACCAUAAAGAUUUUCACCUUGUCAUUUUGUGGCUACAAGAUCAUCAGUCACUUCUGCGACAGUCUCCCCUUGUUAUCUUUGCUCUGCUCAAAUACAUAUGAAAUUGAGAUGAUCAUUUUGAUCUCAGCAGGUUUUAAUUUGGUUUCGUCUCUUGUCGUAAUCCUUUUUUCUUACCUGCUCAUCCUUACAGCCAUUCUCCGGAUGAAGUCUGCAGAGGGCAGGAGCAAGGCCUUCUCCACCUGUGGGUCCCACCUGACCGUGGUCACCGUGUUCUACGGGACCCUGAUAUUUAUGUACGUGCAGCCCAAGUCCAGUCACUCCUUUGACACUGACAAAGUGGCUUCCAUAUUUUACACCCUGGUCAUCCCCAUGUUGAAUCCCUUGAUCUACAGCUUGAGGAACAAAGAUGUGAAAUGUGCCCUAGGAAAGACGUGGAAGGGUGUAUGCAAUAUUUUUCCUAAAUCUUCACACACGAUAUAA
Messenger RNA from Fukomys damarensis (Damara mole-rat), 957 nucleotides. Its product is annotated as olfactory receptor 8K3. The record is from RefSeq and is a predicted model, not a curated record. Gene Ontology annotation, biological process: G protein-coupled receptor signaling pathway; sensory perception of smell. The transcript has a single exon. Gene Ontology annotation, molecular function: olfactory receptor activity; odorant binding; G protein-coupled receptor activity. Gene Ontology annotation, cellular component: membrane. The coding region runs from base 1 to 957 and encodes 318 amino acids. NCBI's taxonomy places the organism in Eukaryota, Metazoa, Chordata, Mammalia, Rodentia, Bathyergidae.